This is a messenger RNA of Argiope bruennichi, 512 nucleotides long. Its product is annotated as protein FMC1 homolog. Gene Ontology annotation, cellular component: mitochondrion. The record is from RefSeq and is a predicted model, not a curated record. Bases 82 to 429 code for a protein of 115 amino acids. Lineage: Eukaryota; Metazoa; Arthropoda; Arachnida; Araneae; Araneidae. The transcript is spliced from 3 exons.
CUUCAUUUUUUUGGCUUGGCAACUGCUCAGUUAGUUUGUAUUUUGCCUUAUAUUUAUAUUAAUUAUUAAGAAAAUUUCGGUAUGAAUAAUUCCAGAUCAUUUACUUUAUCUAUUUUGCGUGGAAUCAGCCAUGAACUUCGAAGAGCCAAUCCCAAUCUCAAACCUGUAUCUCAAACCACAGCAUUUUCAUAUUUAAUAAAUGAAUAUCGCAAGCAUCAAGUUACAGAAAAACGUACCUGCAAAAGUGCAGAAGAACUGAGCACAAUGGCCAAGACAUAUUUGUGUUACCUUCAGUCAUUACGUGAAAAUCAGGAACUGAUAGAUCGUUAUCAUUCUCAUGGUGAAAGAUCGGUGGAAGAAACAGCAAAACUUGUAGGUUUUAGUUUGCCAAAAUCUGCUAAUGAAGAAAUACCUGAAAAAGAGAUUUAAUGUUUUUGUAUAGUGUGUUGAUGAAUUGUAUAUUUCUGUUAUAAAACUAUUAGAUAUCUAAAAAUAAAUUUUUAAUUUGAGAA